Sarcophilus harrisii (Tasmanian devil) is the source of this 354-nucleotide messenger RNA. RefSeq names its product tachykinin precursor 4 (gene TAC4). Lineage: Eukaryota; Metazoa; Chordata; Mammalia; Dasyuromorphia; Dasyuridae. The record is from RefSeq and is a predicted model, not a curated record. The transcript is spliced from 4 exons. The coding region runs from base 1 to 354 and encodes 117 amino acids.
AUGCCCUCCUGUCUCGCCUUGUUUCUCCUACUGUGUCUGUCCCUGAAGGUGGUUGCUGCUGAGACACCGGAGCCUACCCGUCACUCUGAAGAUGAGCCCUGGUUGAUUUUGAGCCUGAAGGAAGGACAGUCCCCAGAGACUUCUUUCCAGCAGUUGGUACAGGAGGUGAAGAGAGGAAAGACAAGACAAUUCUAUGGACUAAUGGGAAAACGGGCAAGAGGGAAGUCACUGAUCCAGUCAGUGAAGCACAACGGGUGUGAGGAGAUGCUGCCAGAGGAGCAAACUAGCCGUAUGGUGGAGGAGGCUGCUAUUACUUUGACUUGCACGACCACAACAGCGACAGCAGACAAAUAA